This is a messenger RNA of Adineta ricciae, 303 nucleotides long. The record is from the annotation of a GenBank genome assembly. Lineage: Eukaryota; Metazoa; Rotifera; Eurotatoria; Adinetida; Adinetidae.
AUGGAAUNUCAAUACGCUCUAUACACACCCAGACCUGGUCAUGGAAAACGUAAGCGUGGUCGUCCACGCUUAAAUUAUCCUGAUUACGUCGCAAGACUGAUCAAUAACGAUGAACCACCAACAAUUACCGAAAUACGAAAGACUGCUGCGAACAGAAAAGAAUGGCACAAAAUUGUUGUCGCCUGCCGACCUCCGUUAUGUAGAUAUAAUUUCAGCAAAUAUAUUAUGAUUACAAGUGAAAACGAACAGUGGGAAAAUAAUGAUUUUUUUAUUCUUGAAAGUAGAUUUCAAUAUCUUUUUUGA